Molecule: messenger RNA, 5099 nt
Organism: Athalia rosae (coleseed sawfly)
Lineage: Eukaryota; Metazoa; Arthropoda; Insecta; Hymenoptera; Athaliidae
Gene: Rab3-GAP
Product: rab3 GTPase-activating protein non-catalytic subunit
Exons: 20
Coding region: 198-4466 (1422 amino acids)
Biological process (GO): regulation of GTPase activity
Source: RefSeq, a predicted model, not a curated record
UUCUAUGGCAUUUAUUCAGCUCAACGCAGUCUGCGUAUAUGCAUUAUUUGAAAUUCCGCAUUGUCUACUAUCAUUAUCAAAAACAUUAUUUCAUGUAAUCUGACGUUAUUCGUAAACAUUCGUUCCUUCGGUAGUCUGCUACUGGUCUGCUAUUCCAAUGAGAGUCAUCAACAGUGACAACCCACAAGUGAACGAGAAUGUCUUGUCAGAUAAAAGGGUUUGCUAUUUUAGUUGAUCUGAUUCACGUCAAGAAUUGUCUGCUCGAAGAUGCAGCUUCCAGAUUCGCCUAUGCCCCUAGUAAAGAAUUGCCUCUCCAAGAUCUCAUCGUCUCCUUAUCCCCAGCUGGAGAUGUUCUGGCUAUCGGAUGGAAUAAAAAUAUGGUUGUGUUGACGUCAAAAUGGGACUCUCAGGAGCCUGGAGACGUUAAAACAAAAUUCCAUGUAAUUUGGAAUGGAGAAGUAACUAACGAGGAAAAUGAACAGAUAACGUCUAUAGCUUGUCUGCCUCUUAUAUCUCUGGGCAAGACAAGUGCAGGUAAUGGUCCUGACUGGACAUGCAUGGCUGUUGGAUUCUCUACUGGCUUCAUCAGAUUUUAUACAGAGACAGGAGCACUAUUAGUUGAAGAGCAGCUCCAUAAUGAAGCAGUCCUAGGAAUCAAGUGCCAAUCACAUUCUCCACCACGACAUGUUGGAGAUACAGGAGUUUCCGAGGAAAUUCAUGUGCUUUUUAACUCUGCAGUUUGUAUAUUACAAGGGUUCCCAUUGUUUUCAACACUGAGAGCAUGUAGAAAUCAUCUAGCCAGAGUACAGGCGAAUUGUAGUGCUAAUCCUCCGGUAUCAAAUCUUUCAUACAAAAAAUGGGGAUUCAAGAAUCAGGGAAUUACAAAUGAUUGUGAGGUCAUCGGCACAACAUCUGUAGAUACUUUUGAUCAUCUUAUGUCAGCAUCUAUUUGCGGAGGGUAUAAUGCUGCUUACCGAUCUAGUGCUCCACAACAUAGUUUGGUCAUGGCAACUGGUAAACGACCAUUUAUUGGCUUUCAUUAUGCACUGGAAGGUGGGGCAGCCCCUGUCUUAUCCGAUGUUGCAAUGGCCAUGGCUAGCAAAUUGGCCAGUGCUAUUGGUACUGCUGUUCCAUGGUUUCGUGGAAGCAAGAAGGUUCCAAUAUCACCAGAAAAAAGUAAAGCAUCUGUAAGUGAGCCAGCAGAGCCAAUGAUUUGCAGAUUUGGCUUAAGUGACAUUAUGAGAGAAGGAGAUUGCAUUAUUGUUAGUCCUAACAGGGCUCUAUCCAUCGUUUCAGAUGCUAUGGGUAGAGUUACCCUGGUUGAUAAUAGACGCGGUGUAGCUGUAAGAAUGUGGAAAGGCUAUAGAGAUGCUCAAUGUGGAUGGAUUGAGGUGACUGAAGAAAAACAUCGUGGCUUGAGUAAAAGUCAUGGCAAUAAAAGUUCUGGUGGAACUACCCAUGGCCUGCGAAUUGCAUUAUUCUUAGCUAUUUACGCACCAAAAAAAGGAAUAAUAGAUAUUUGGGGUAUACGUCAAGGGCCUAAGAUUGCAACAUUUUCCGCCAGUAAGAAUGGACGAUUACUGUACACAAAUUACGGUCUUUUGGGUUUAAAUGACAUGACAGUUUCCUCCCCAAACCGCGCACAUUACCCUUGUAUAUUUUUUGAUCCACUUGGGGGACUCAAAGAAAUCUCUGUUCCGUUUCACUUUUCUCUAAGCAGCAAAAAUGGAAAAAGAGCUCGAGAUCUACAUUUACUGAAAAAACUAAAGUCAUUUUUGAGGGAAGAAGAAUUCGACAAUGAAAAAUUGAUCAAUGAAGUCACGUCUGUAUGUUUGGAUUUUAAAACGAAUGAAAUCCGAUUGCAAGUUGUUGAGAUGCUAAUGGUCAAUAAGCAUAUCACUCCUGAAGCCUUACUAGCUGCCUUAGAUGUUUUUAUUGAAAAGUUAUCACUAUAUAAGGAUGAUGGAUUGGAACCAGUUGCCAAGACUCUCUACCAAACCUCAAUGCAGCUUGAACGAAUAAUUGCAUUUUAUAAGUCUGUGCAUUUGCAAUUUGAUCGACCUCCAGAAUAUAAUACUGUCGCCUCAAACAGUUUACCCAGCAGUAAACAAUUAUGCGGAAUUUUGUUAGCUCCUGAAAGAGAGAUACAUCGUAUUUUGAAGCUAUCAAAGACCUUAAUUGAAUUCGAAAGUUUAAAAAGUAGAUCUCAUGCUAGGGUCAUAUUUAAAGAAGAUGGUCGAACCUUUUUGGAUUUUUUAUCUUGUUUUGAGUUUGGUGGGUCUGGAGAUUUAAUUGACGUCAAAAAAGAUGUAGCAGACGAAAAGAAGUACAACAUCUGUCAACUGAUUUAUCAAGGUUGGCUUUAUUCAGAUGAUUCAAUUGCUAACUGGCAAAACGCUGCUCAGCAAAGUCGUAUAAAACCUGCAAUUUUAAUGCAGUUUGCACUGAUUUAUUGGCUUCAAAAAAAACCGGGGGCGCCAUUGGAGAUUGAGUUGAAACGAUUCAAACAACUACUGCAAGCAAUUUGUUUGUUGACCGAUGUAGAUGAAAUUUGUGCUGAAUAUAAUGAAAUCUCUCCAUGGUGGCGAGAGAUGCGGAGCAUACUUUUGGAAUCAAGAAACCCAUUUAAUGCGUUAACCGCUGCAAUGGUAUGCAGAUCAGUGGCAAUUAUGAUUGAGAAAAGCAGGGAUAAGGCAUAUAAUAAUAGAGUAAGAGAUGACAAUGGUAACGAAGGUGAAGAUGCAGAGAAUGGUAAUCGUCUUGAUCAAAUGGAGGACAACUUGGACAAGGAUCCUAACAAGACCCCAGAAGAAGAGACGUAUAGUUCCACAAGUGAAUGGGAAAAUGUUAGCAAGGAUACUUGCCAAUUCACCUCACUUAUCGGAAACCUGGAAGACAUUACCAUAUUAAAUGCAGUAGUGAGUCAAAAGCCACCAUCAGACUACACUACAGAAUUUUACAGCAUACCAUUUGAGAGCGUUGAUAUUUCUUUGGGCUUCGUUCUUUCUAAAGGCAAAGGAUCCGUAUCAGAAAUCGUUGCAAAGUGGCUAAGUACAACAGGUCUUGACCCAGCACGUUUAAUUGAUACAACUGAUGUUGAAUUUGACCAAAUGCAAUUGUCAAUGGAUUCCCUAAAGAUGGUAGGAUCACUAGACGAAGCUGCCGCAACGGAAUUGUCGCAACAAGAGCAGCUAAAACUGCUCUCCGUUUCAGUAGAAGUUGGUAGUGAAGCAGAAGCGGAUUCUACUGCCCAAGCUAUAAUUAUCGAAAAAAUUACUCUACUAAAGAGGUCAUUUCCGUACAGUCUGACCUCUAGUGUUUUACUUGCUAAUCUAUGCUGGGAAUUUUCUAUGACAUGGAAUAAAGACGUUACACAACUGAAAGCUCUGGAAGCAGCGUUAGCUGUUCUUAGACAAAUUCCCAUGAAACACAUGCGACAAGGGGUGUGUUGUCUCCUAUGGACCCUUCAUUUAAAAAAAAGAAUGGAAGCAGCAGCCAAAUUGAUGAACAAACUAGGCAAGUUGCCUAAAGAGCGGUUGUGUGUACAAGAUGUUGGGCUAUCCGACAUACAACUAACAACAUUUUUACAACACUGCGUCACGUUCUUGGAUAUUUUUCUAGAUAAAAUAAAAUUAUUCAUUUUCCAGGUGGAAGUAUUGGAAGGAGAGAAAAGUUCUAUUGUAAAGUCGGAAGAAAUUUGGGAAGGACAUCCUGUUGGCCCUCAACCGUUUGCAGCAUUGGCGGUUUCGCAAACUCCUGCUUGGUACGAUCUUGUGAUGUUACAUUUGCAGUUAGCUAAUGUUUUGCAUAUGAUGGCUCACUUCAAUUUCAAAUUAGUGAAGCCAUUGAAUACUCUAUUUGACUCUGUGGCACAUCCAUAUUUUUUCCAAGACAUCACAGAUAAAGCAAUGCUUACUUGGUAUCGUGAUGACAAACGCGACAGUGCAAGAAUGGAUUUCCUCUGUCGAGUAAUUACUUCCACUAUGGAUUCAAUACAUCAAGAGACGACAGAAGGAAGUAAUUUCAGUUCAACUCAAGCUAUUACCUGGAUGAGCAAGUGUCAAAGUUUAGCUUCCAUUUGGAAAAUUAAUAAUGACGAACUAAGAAUUCAUCAAGUUUGUCAGUUGUACAUGAAUGGCUUUGAUCGAUUGGCAGAAGAGGUUUUGAUGGCGGUGAAUGAUACAGAAGCAUUGGCGGCUAACUUGUUACCCAUAGCUGGCAGAAGAAUGAUGGCAUACCUCUCAAAGACCCCGGAUCUCCUUGAAGAAGUAUCCAGAAUAAGUCCGACACUAACUACAUAUCUCGAAGGAUUGUGUUUAUCAGGCACAGUCUACACCAGCAGUUCAAACAACGAUACUGUCGAAUUAAUCCAAAGGGUUGCAAGAACUCUACCCGAGGAUCAUCAAGACCAUCAUUUUGCACAGCUCAUGCUAGAUGCUACUUUUAUUUAUGAAGGUAAAACAUGAUAGGUGAACCUUACCGGUCGUCAGAAAAUUUUAAUGCGCGCACGUUGGAUAGUGGACGGAACAUAAUUUUCACUGAUAAUGAUGUGUAUCGUCAAAGAAAUGAAUUAAACUGGCCAAAAAUCUACUCAUCGAACUGGAGAUAUAUUUCAGAAUUACGCGGGGAGACGUUAUAGAUAUUAUCAAACUAACACCGUCCCUGAAAAUUGAGACUUAUUCGGAGGCUAUAAUCGGUGAUUUAUUUGUCUUACUUUACUUUGGUCCCAAUUAGCCAAGAAUUAGGAACAUAAGUGAAAAGAUAUCAAAAUAAAAAUUAACUUUCCUCUUACGAAAAUUUUAAACGUACCACGGUAAUGAAAAUCAUUCAACAUACACAAUUGAAAAUACUCGGUUAAUUCGAGUCAUUGGAGUACAUAAUACUCCAAAGCAAUGGAGAAUAUUUUCUGUCGAGUAUACCAUAUUGCUGAAUCAGCUCGUUCUUUCGAAUCGAAAAUAUAGUAUAGUUAUUACCUACCUGCAAUUCUAUCAUGCAUUCAUUCGGAUGGUUGUUCGCAUGCAUUUGAUUGUCUAUACAUAGUUCAAUUCCUUGUUUUUAUAAUCGUCUUCAUCAGCAAUAAAUUAUCUAUAUUUAUCAUG